CCGCCCCUGCCCCACGCGUAACAGAGCCAGGAGCCCGACUACCAAGGGCGUGUCACCGCCGAGGGAGCGGGGAGCGCGGCGGCGUGGCAGAAGAAGAAACAACAGGGGACGGGCCUUGAAAGAUCAGGAACACAUGGGCCGGCGGGAAUGGCGCCGACAGCAGCCUCCGCACUGAGGCACACGGCGUUACCUUCGCCCCAAUGGCCGCCUCUAACAUCUGGGCGGCCCUGCCAGGCAAGCCGCCACUGCGCAGGUGCGCCCGAGGACCAGCAGGUGGGCGGGACCACAAGACCGAAGUGCCCUUUUCUACCGACCAGUCCGGAAAUCCAGCUGGCCGGAAGUGCCUGGCGUUCUUGCCUCCAGGCGGAACCUCAGGUUGCUCGGCAACCGGUGCGGGCGCGACUGACUCGCUCCAGGUUCCCGGGAGAAACCCUAGGGUACCAGUGACCUACUGCUGGGGCACCCUCGCGUCCCGCCCGCUUCCCCGAGAUCCGCGUCUUCUCAGGUCUCAUCAUCCCUGCCCUUGGCACUACUUACACGUCUCCAGCUACGAGGACUCCUUAGCCCCCACCUGCUUCAGAGCCCACCUUCACCGAAGGGGGCGCGGUUCGACCCCCAACAUGGCGUCGGCGAUGACAGACCGUAACCCUCGCGCGGCAGAGGCCUCAGGCACCUACACCUACACCAGCAGGCCCCGUGCCGUGGCUUGCCAGCGCCGCCGCUACCGCGACAGCAUUUUGCAGCCAGUUGAAGAAUCUAUGAAUUAUGGGAACAUCAUGUAUGACAGAAGGGUGAUCCGAGGCAACACCUAUGCAUUGCCCACAGGACAGGUGCCUGGACAGCCGGACCCUCUAGAGCUUCAGCAGCAGCAGCAGGCCAGGAGAAGGGCUCUUGCCAGAAAACGAGCCCAACAGCAACUCAGACCACGGACACCUGAGCCCGUGGAGGGCAGAAAGCAUGUGGAUGUGCAGACAGAAUUAUACCUUGAAGAAAUUGCUGACCGCAUAAUUGAAAUUGACAUGGAAUGCCAGACAGAUGCAUUUCUGGACAGACCACCAACACCCCUCUUCAUUCCUGCCAAAACUGGCAAAGAUGUGGCCACUCAGAUACUAGAAGGAGAGCUCUUUGACUUUGACCUUGAAGUCAAGCCAAUGUUAGAGGUUCUGGUGGGGAAGACGAUUGAGCAGGCCCUUUUAGAGGUGAUGGAAGAGGAGGAGCUGGCCAACCUGCGGGCCAGUCAGUACGCAUAUGAAGAGAUCCGGAACGUGGAGCUGGCCGAAGUGCAGCGACUGGAAGAGCAAGAGAGAAGGCACCGAGAAGAAAAGGAACGCCGUAAGAAACAGCAGUGGGAGAUCGUACAUAAGCAGAAUGAGACGUCACAAAAGAUCUCAGCUCGUGCAUUUGCUCAGCGGUACCUGGCUGACCUUCUCCCGUCUGUCUUUGACAGUCUCAGGAAUAGUGGCUAUUUUUAUGAUCCAAUUGAAAGAGAUAUUGAGGUCGGAUUCCUGCCAUGGCUGCUGAAUGAAGUUGAGAAGACCAUGGAGCACAGCAUGGUGGGAAGAACUGUGCUUGACAUGUUGAUCCGUGAAGUGGUUGAAAGAAGGAUAAACGAUUAUGAGAGUAAGGCAGCUGCACAGCCCGCUCAGAGGUCGGAUGAUGUGCCUAUCGACCCUAACACAGUGACAGAGCCCUCGGUGAGUCUAGAAUCACAGCAGCCAACCACACUCCAUACCCAGGAGCCAGUUUUAGACACAUACUCCUCACAGACAGCACCAGGCCAAGAGAAGAAGCCUGAGGAAGAGGGGUCUUCCUCAUGGCAGAAUGACCAGACCGAGCUGAGGGGGCCUGUAGGAGAGGAGUUGUCACAACCAGAAGGAUCACUGGAGCCAGAGAGCAGCUCGACAUCUGGUCAGUAGUAAUGGGGUCUAAUUUGUUCCAAAGCCAAGCUUCACCCACGCUGUCAAGAAGAUUUAGCCGCAGCCUUAGAAACCAUUGGCUCACUUUUAAUGGGGGGCGGAGACUGAAAACGUGAAGGGUUUUCUUUUUCU
Messenger RNA from Rattus rattus (black rat), 2048 nucleotides. RefSeq names its product radial spoke head 3 (gene Rsph3). The transcript is spliced from 9 exons. Lineage: Eukaryota; Metazoa; Chordata; Mammalia; Rodentia; Muridae. The coding region runs from base 201 to 1916 and encodes 571 amino acids. The record is from RefSeq and is a predicted model, not a curated record. Gene Ontology annotation, cellular component: cilium.